Molecule: messenger RNA, 1548 nt
Organism: Durio zibethinus
Lineage: Eukaryota; Viridiplantae; Streptophyta; Magnoliopsida; Malvales; Malvaceae
Source: RefSeq, a predicted model, not a curated record
CCGUCGACAACAUCAAAAUAAGAAGGCAAAAAGCCUUCAUUAUAUUGGUUACAGCCAUUUCCUGACAACUCAAUUUCGUGCUUCGAAGAUUUGGAGAUUCUGAGGGGAGGUCGAUGGCAGCGUAGAAAUGGGCAAAUUGGGUGCUUAAUUUAAAUAGCCCAAAAAAGAAUAAAAAAAUUAUAAUGUCAGGCGUGAUGCUAGCCUCUUACCUAGUUGCCAGCCGUACAUCAUAGACUGAUCACUUGUGGACGGUUCUUGAUGUAAGUGGUAAGUGAAACAUUUUAAAGUUUGAAUUUUUUUCCCUUCAUAGAAACGUGAGUCAUCUUCUUUGUUAUUCCUUUGUCGGCAUUCCCAAUCAUUUAUGGUACGUGAGGCGGCCACCGACCUUAGAGUUUAGAUAUUUUCUCUUCCCCAUGCCAUUACGGUGUCACAACCUUUUUGGAAAUUGGUGUAUUUCCCAAAUUUCCACUUGUCAAUCCACAAAUUUAGGUGGGGGGGGGGGGGGGGGAAGGGGCUGCGACGCCGAUCAUCAAGAAGGUCGGAGCCUGAGACUGGCGACUUCGAUCCGUGGCCGACGUCGGCAGGAUUUAAAAAAUCUAAAAAGAAAGGUAUACACAGCAGCUGUUAACAGCUUUACACCAAUGGUGACCAAAAGUGCUUUUGAGUUUUGGUGUUUUCAUCUUUCAGACAUAUCCUACAGUUAUCCCUUAUCUGUACAAAGUUUUGCUGUGCAAUCUCCAGCAUCACCAACCAACACCCAAGUUGCAAAAACUUCAUUCUGUACGAACCGGCUGAAAAAAAAAAGGACAAAAACCAAUGACAAAUGAAAGGAAAAAAUGGAUCCAUGAAAUCAAGACAUGAACGUCAGUAAUUUGUAUUUUCCCUUUCUUUCGACAGUCUGAAAUAAUCUGCUACCUUUUCUUCGGCUUGAUUUGAUUACAACUUUCUCAGUAAUUUUACUUCAUAUAGAAUCAUAAUCCUUAAUGAGUUUUUAAGUAUAUAUUCUUUUUACAUGAUCAGAGAACUAGAAUCCCCAACCUUUCUGUACUGAUUAAGAUUUUAUUAAAACAAAAAACACUUGAUUAAAAUGUUAAGCGGAUGCAUAUUGUAUGAUUGCUUAAAUCCUCAAUGGAUUUUUUAGGAUAUAUUCUGUUCGUCAGAUAACUUGAAUCUCUAAAUUUUCUAUAAUGAUUAAGAUUUUUUAGUAAAAACACUUGACUGAAACUUUAAGCGGAUGUACAUUACAUGAUCGAUUGAAAACUAAAAGCAUAGCUCUUCAGUUGAAGCAACUGCUUGGACUUUAAAAUUUGUUUUUCUAUAUGUAUGAAAAUUUGAUGUUAACAACUCUGACUCUAUGUUGCUUUAGUUGCAAGAAAAUCUUACUGUAUAUAUUAAUAUUUGAAUCAAUCAUACUUUGGGAAAUAGCUGCAAAAACAGUAUAAAAAACUCCAUAGAGAAAGAAAUUCGUUGGCUUCCACAAUUUAAUGACUUAUCUCACUUGUAUACUUCUUCCACUGCCUAGAAAUAAAUUGACUCAUGGUCAUUUUU